AUUUAAAAAGCUUUGUUUUUUAAUUCUUUUUUAAUWGGGGAGACUUGAAUUUUGAGAAAAUGUUGAACAUUUUAUCUAUUUCUGUUUUGGCUUUCCGAAAAAAAGUCACCGAUGAAGGUAAAGUCAAUAACUUAUCGUCAAAACUUCGAGAUAUACUUCGGACAAACUUCGGCAUAGAAACAAGAUGGCUUCUAGRUCUUUUGGUUGUGUACGUUGUGCURCGAGAAAUUUUCAUUUUCAUCUAUUUACGAGACGUUUUUUCAGCUCAAAGAACAAGUACCUCAAGMAGUUUAAAAACAGAAGGAAUCCCAAAAUAAGUGAUUUUGAUGUACAAGAGGUUUUGCAGCGAGGAAAGACCGMUCAGGAAUCAGUUGUCAUGUCAGGGGGGACAACACAAGCCAUUGAAACGACAAGAAUUGCUGUGAUAGCAGUCCUAACAAUGCUAUUUGGAUAUUUUGGUAUAAAAUGGAUGGUAUCUGGUCCUCCAAGUAAAGAGAGAGAAGUAGAAUCUUCAUCAACAAAUGAAUCAACUGUACAGCCAGCUACAUGACAUUUUCUACCAUAAUCCACUGACAUAAAGAAAUUCAGCUCAUUCAUGUUAUUGAAAAAACAGAAGUUUAGCCAUUACAUGAGGCAAAUGUGUAUAUUUUGUUUUGAGAAAAAAAGAACAUUGAUACAUGAAGCAGAUGGAUUGAAAUUUAGCUUUAAAAGGACUUGGUGUUGAUACCUUAAGAAAGUAGAGCUUAACCCUCAACUAACCAAUCAGUAUUUCAUAGACUGACUAAUGUUUCAAAAAAUGAUUAUAGGCCCUUACCAGUUGUGUCAAAUUUUGAAUUCAUGACCCGCCUCUGUAUUCCUUGAUUAGUACAGACUUAUUUACACAGGGUUAUAGCCUCAACUCAGGAUCAAAAUAUUCACAGUUAACAUUAUUUUGUACAGUUGAUUAUAACAAUACAGACACUAGCACCCUUUCAGUGAAAUUCCAUCCAGGUUUUUUGGAAUCAAGACACACAAUGCAUUGUUUGUCACAGCAAAAAUUCCUAAGCAUUUUCUUUCAUUUCUUGUCAAAACUAAACAUUUUCCACCACCACAAACAAAAAUACUAUGCUAAAAGAUAUUUUGUUGAAUCUUUAUGCAUAUAAGUCUUUUUCCCUUUAUUUUUGAGUAAAAGCUGCUGUUUAUUGAGCUGAAAACCAGAAAAUAGGAAAUAUUUUAAGCUUAAAAGCUUUGAACAAAAUGUUUGCUGAUGGUAAUUCRUUCUGGAUGAGAAAAGCAAAAUCACUUGAGUUGAUGGAGCUUCACUGAAACAAAGGUACUGGAAUAUUCACAACAUUAAGGCUAAGGUCUGUUAAGGCUCAGCAACAGAGAACAUGAAACUGGUGUAUAUGGUUUAUCCAAAAGAAGUUCAGAUAUGACAAUAAAUUAAAAACUAUUGGCUUUUUUAUAUUUGUUUAUUAAAUAUAUAUUAGUUUUUUCUUGUGCUUUUUUGUACUUUUUUUUAUAAAAACCGGUUAUUUAAGAAUUUAUACAAGGACAUCUAUAAAAUGCUAAGUAUGUUAAAUUAUGACAUAUGUACAGUCGAUAGGAAUGAUAAACAAAUAAAUACAAACCAUAUUUCAUUA
Messenger RNA from Actinia tenebrosa (Australian red waratah sea anemone), 1622 nucleotides. RefSeq lists its product as uncharacterized. Lineage: Eukaryota; Metazoa; Cnidaria; Anthozoa; Actiniaria; Actiniidae. The record is from RefSeq and is a predicted model, not a curated record.